AUGAUUGACGACGCUUCGGCGGGUGAAUCAAAAUGGUUUAGAACCACAAGCGUAGUCAAACAGACGCUAAAUCACUGUGAACGAUGCGAGCGGACCCAGCCAUCAGAAACGCCCGCGCCGAGUGCGCCCGCGCCCGCCUCACGCAGACGCUCGGCUCGCGGGAGCACUCUGAAUGCAACUGGCGUCUACAUACAUUUUGAUUUACACGCGCCCGCGCUAGCACCCGCGCCCGCCUCCACUCUGAAAGAGUACUUACGAUUUUUUUAA
Molecule: messenger RNA, 267 nt
Organism: Parnassius apollo (apollo)
Lineage: Eukaryota; Metazoa; Arthropoda; Insecta; Lepidoptera; Papilionidae
Source: the annotation of a GenBank genome assembly